AUGGCUGAGGAUGUGAUUCUUCUAGAUGCCUGGGCGAGUAUGUUUAGGAUGAGGACGAGGAUUGCUCUGGAGGAAAAGAAAGUUAAGUACGAUUAUAGAGAACAAGAUCUUUCGAAUAAGAGCGCCUUACUCCUCGAGAUGAACCCGGUUCAUAAGAAAAUCCCGGUUCUCGUUCACAAUGGUAGACCGGUAUGUGAAUCUCUCAUCCAGAUCGAAUACAUCGAUGAGACUUGGCCUGGUGAAAACCCACUUCUUCCCUCCGAUCCUUAUGAGAGAGCUCAGGCCAAGUUUUGGGCCGACUUCAUCGACAAAAAGUUGAAUGUUCCAGCGUGGAGGGUUUGGGCAACCAAAGGUGAGGACCAAGACGCAUCCAAGGAGUUAAUCGAGAUACUCAAGAGGCUAGAGUCCGAGCUUGGAGACAAGCAUUACUUUGGAGGCGAGAUGUUCGGGUUUGUGGAUAUAGCUCUCAUUGGGUUCUACAGCUGGUUUGGAGUAUACGAGAAAUAUGGGAAUGUCAGUAUCGAAUCAGAGUGUUCAAAAUUAAUUGGAUGGACCAAACGGUGUUUGCAAAGAGAGAGCGUGGUUAAAGCCCUGCCUGAGUCAGAGAAGGUCACUGCUUUCAUUUCCGAGCGUAGGAAGAGUCUUGGCCUCGAAUAGAUCCUCUUCUGGUGUUAUGUUGUUCUAUAUCUUGCUCUUGUCAUGUUUUCCUCUCUUUCAAAGGUUCAUUUCUGCAUAAUAAUACGGGUCUGUGAGGUUGUUGUGUAACAGUGUAAGUACUGACCGAUGCUUGGUUGUUUUUGUAUCUUCAAUGUAUUUGGAAGUAUAUCUCA
This is a messenger RNA of Eruca vesicaria subsp. sativa (arugula), 830 nucleotides long. The record is from the annotation of a GenBank genome assembly. NCBI's taxonomy places the organism in Eukaryota, Viridiplantae, Streptophyta, Magnoliopsida, Brassicales, Brassicaceae.